AUGUUCGAGCUCGUCCAAGCGCUGAACGAGGGCGCAGAGGCUCUUCGAAAGCAGUUCACGAAUUCCAUCAGUAUCAAUGCGGGCUGUGAACUUUUCAUAGCCUUUGUGACACUCUUCCCGCAUGAGUCUGCGAGCUUCAAGGAUUUGAAAAUAGAGCUAGUCAAACAAGGAAGACAGUAUGCAAGGGAAGCAAUGUCCUACCGGGAAAAGAUUGCGAUGCUCGCGCUAGGGUUUAUCAAAGACGGUUCCGUCAUUCUGACUCACUCAUAUUCUCGAGUAGUAAUGGAGGCUCUUCUUCUCGCUCAUAGACAAAAAAGGAUAUCUGUUUACGUUACAGAGGCGAGACCACGCGGAAUGGGGAUUAGGACCCAGGAAGCUCUCACUGCCGCCGGAAUCCCUUGCACAGUCAUUCUGGACUCUGCCGUUGCAUAUGUGAUGGACAAAAUAGACCUUGUCCUCGUAGGCUCGGAGGCCGUGGUCGAAAGCGGUGGACUAAUCAAUGCUGUGGGGAGCAAUCAGAUGGCAAUCAUUGCUAAGGCCGCAAACAAACCCGUAUAUGCAAUGGCGGAGAGCUAUAAAUUCCAUCGGCUCUUUCCUCUUUCGCAAUACGAUUUACCGACGCAUACACCCGACAUUUUGUCAUUUCCCCGCCAGCCUACACGUCCUACGAGCAGCACAGUUGCUCGGCCGUCAGUUAUCAAUCCUGCGCCUGUCUCCCCGACACGGCCUGCGCUGCCGGCUCAGUCGUCCUCCCAUUCACUGUCGGCAUCGGAAUAUGCAAUGAGUCCGGAACAGAUUCGACUUAAUCCGGAAGUAGAUUACACAAGACCAGAUCUGAUUUCUUUGGUGUUUUCUGACGUCGGUAUUCUAACACCCGAGGGAGUCAGCCAGUACUUGGUGGGAAUGUUUGCGGGAUAG
Molecule: messenger RNA, 918 nt
Organism: Fomitiporia mediterranea MF3/22
Lineage: Eukaryota; Fungi; Basidiomycota; Agaricomycetes; Hymenochaetales; Hymenochaetaceae
Product: nagb/rpia/CoA transferase-like protein
Exons: 6
Coding region: 1-918 (305 amino acids)
Biological process (GO): translational initiation
Cellular component (GO): eukaryotic translation initiation factor 2B complex
Molecular function (GO): guanyl-nucleotide exchange factor activity; translation initiation factor activity
Source: RefSeq, a predicted model, not a curated record